CCUCGCCUAGCUCUGGCAGCCUCAGCCUCAGCACCAGCCGCGCCGGAGCCAGGAGCGCAGCCACUGAGGGCAGCGGCGGCGGCGGGAGCCAGGCGCGCAGCAAGGACCGGCGCGGGCGGGAAGCAGCAGCAGCCGCCGCCGCCGCCGCCGCGACGGGCAGCUAGGCUCGCCGGCAGCCGGCUCGGGCCCCUACCCUCUCGGCUACGUGUCCCCGGCGCCGGGCGGCCGGCGAGUCUGGAGCCCGCGCCGUCGCCGGCCGCGUCCUCCGGGCAUGGAAGGAGGUGGCAAGCCCAACUCUUCGUCUAACAGCCGGGACGAUGGCAACAGCGUCUUCCCCGCCAAGGCGUCCGCGACGGGCGCGGGGCCGGCCGCGGCCGAGAAACGCUUGGGCACCCCGCCGGGGGGCGGCGGGGCCGGCGCGAAGGAGCACGGCAACUCCGUGUGCUUCAAGGUGGACGGCGGCGGCGGAGGCGGCGGCGAGGAGCCGGCUGGGGGCUUUGAGGACGCCGAGGGGCCCCGGCGGCAGUACGGCUUCAUGCAGAGGCAGUUCACCUCCAUGCUGCAACCCGGAGUCAACAAAUUCUCCCUCCGCAUGUUUGGGAGCCAGAAGGCGGUGGAAAAGGAGCAGGAAAGGGUUAAAACUGCAGGCUUCUGGAUUAUCCACCCUUACAGUGAUUUCAGGUUUUAUUGGGAUUUAAUAAUGCUUAUAAUGAUGGUUGGAAAUCUAGUCAUCAUACCAGUUGGAAUCACAUUCUUUACAGAGCAAACAACAACACCAUGGAUUAUUUUCAAUGUGGCAUCAGAUACAGUUUUCCUACUGGACCUGAUCAUGAAUUUUAGGACUGGAACUGUCAACGAAGACAGUUCUGAAAUCAUCCUGGACCCCAAAGUGAUCAAGAUGAAUUAUUUAAAAAGCUGGUUUGUGGUUGACUUCAUCUCAUCCAUCCCAGUGGAUUAUAUCUUUCUUAUUGUAGAAAAAGGAAUGGAUUCAGAAGUUUACAAGACAGCCAGGGCACUUCGCAUUGUGAGGUUUACAAAAAUUCUCAGUCUCUUGCGUUUAUUACGACUUUCAAGGUUAAUUAGAUACAUACAUCAAUGGGAAGAGAUAUUCCACAUGACGUAUGAUCUUGCCAGUGCAGUGGUGAGAAUUUUUAAUCUCAUCGGCAUGAUGCUGCUCCUGUGUCACUGGGAUGGUUGUCUUCAGUUCUUAGUACCACUACUGCAGGACUUCCCACCAGAUUGCUGGGUGUCUUUAAAUGAAAUGGUUAAUGAUUCUUGGGGAAAGCAGUAUUCAUACGCACUCUUCAAAGCUAUGAGUCACAUGCUGUGCAUUGGGUAUGGAGCCCAAGCCCCAGUCAGCAUGUCUGACCUCUGGAUUACCAUGCUGAGCAUGAUCGUCGGGGCCACCUGCUAUGCCAUGUUUGUCGGCCAUGCCACUGCUUUAAUCCAGUCUCUGGAUUCUUCGAGGCGGCAGUAUCAAGAGAAGUAUAAGCAAGUGGAACAAUACAUGUCAUUCCAUAAGUUACCAGCUGAUAUGCGUCAGAAGAUACAUGAUUACUAUGAACACAGAUACCAAGGCAAAAUCUUUGAUGAGGAAAAUAUUCUCAAUGAACUCAAUGAUCCUCUGAGAGAGGAGAUAGUCAACUUCAACUGUCGGAAACUGGUGGCUACAAUGCCUUUAUUUGCUAAUGCGGAUCCUAAUUUUGUGACUGCCAUGCUGAGCAAGUUGAGAUUUGAGGUGUUUCAACCUGGAGAUUAUAUCAUACGAGAAGGAGCCGUGGGUAAAAAAAUGUAUUUCAUUCAACAUGGUGUUGCUGGUGUCAUUACAAAAUCCAGUAAAGAAAUGAAGCUGACAGAUGGCUCUUACUUUGGAGAGAUUUGCCUGCUGACCAAAGGACGUCGUACUGCCAGUGUUCGAGCUGAUACAUAUUGUCGUCUUUACUCACUUUCUGUGGACAAUUUCAACGAGGUCCUGGAGGAAUAUCCAAUGAUGAGGAGAGCCUUUGAGACAGUUGCCAUUGACCGACUAGAUCGAAUAGGAAAGAAAAAUUCAAUUCUUCUGCAAAAGUUCCAGAAGGAUCUGAACACUGGUGUUUUCAACAAUCAGGAGAACGAAAUCCUCAAGCAGAUUGUGAAACAUGACAGGGAGAUGGUGCAGGCAAUCGCUCCCAUCAAUUAUCCUCAAAUGACAACCCUGAAUUCCACAUCGUCAACUACGACCCCGACCUCCCGCAUGAGGACACAAUCUCCACCAGUGUACACAGCGACCAGCCUGUCUCACAGCAACCUGCAUUCCCCCAGUCCAAGCACACAGACCCCCCAGCCAUCAGCCAUCCUUUCACCCUGCUCCUACACAACCGCGGUCUGCAGCCCUCCUGUACAGAGCCCUCUGGCCGCUCGAACUUUCCACUAUGCCUCCCCCACCGCCUCCCAGCUGUCACUCAUGCAACAGCAGCCUCAGCAGCAGGUACAGCAGUCCCAGCCGCCGCAGACUCAGCCACAGCAGCCGUCCCCGCAGCCACAGACACCUGGCAGCUCCACGCCGAAAAACGAAGUGCACAAGAGCACGCAGGCGCUUCACAACACCAACCUGACCCGGGAAGUCAGGCCCCUCUCCGCCUCGCAGCCCUCGCUGCCCCAUGAGGUGUCCACUCUGAUUUCCAGACCUCAUCCCACUGUGGGCGAGUCCCUGGCCUCCAUCCCUCAACCCGUGACGGCGGUCCCCGGAACGGGCCUUCAGGCAGGGGGCAGGAGCACUGUCCCGCAGCGCGUCACCCUCUUCCGACAGAUGUCGUCGGGAGCCAUUCCCCCCAACCGAGGAGUCCCUCCAGCACCCCCUCCACCAGCAGCUGCUCUUCCGAGAGAGUCUUCCUCAGUCUUAAACACAGACCCAGACGCAGAAAAGCCACGAUUUGCUUCAAAUUUAUGAUCCCUGCUGAUUGUCAAAGCAGAAAGAAAUACUCUCAUAAACUGAGACUAUACUCAGAUCUUAUUUUAUUCUAUCUCCUGAUAGAUCCCUCUAGCCUACUAUGAAGAGAUAUUUUAGACAGCUCUGGCCUACACGUGAAAUGUAAAAUAUAUAUACAUAUACUAUAAAAUAUAUAUCUAAAUUCUCAAGAGAGGGUCAAAAGACCUGUUUAGCAUUCAGUGUUAUAUGUCUUCCUUUCUUUAAAUCAUUAGAGGAUUUAAAAUGUUGUUGUAAGAUUAUUUAUUUCUAACCUACUUUUACUUAAGUCCUUUGAUAUGUAUAUUUCUCUAUUUUAUGAAGAGUUCUUGGAUUCAAUGGAAACAAAACUGAUUUUAAAAAAGGCAACUCAAAUGAGCUAGCAAAUAGCACCAAUCAAAACUUUCUUUCAUUAGCUGUGACUGUGCAUCUAAAUUGUUAAUCAUUAAUCAUGAAGAAUUAAAUAACAAAUCCCAUUUUAUAGAUCUAAAUUGUAUUUCGGUGCUUUCAAUUUCGAAUUAGGUUAAAGACUGCACUACUUGCUUGGCCACUGUAGGAGACUAGCAUUGCCACUGUUAAGAAUAUCACUAACCUCCUACUUUGGAGGCUGAGGCAGGAGAAUGGCUUGAACCCAGGAGGCGGAGCUUGCAGUGAGCAGAGAUAGCGCCACUGCACUCGAGCCUGGGUGACAGAGCGAGACUCCGUCUCAAAAAAAAAAAAAAAAAAAAAAAAAGAAAAGAAAGAAAGAAAGAAAAAAGAAAAGAGUAUCACUAACCUCAAACAUGUUCAUUGAUCUUUCAGAAAACUGAGGGAAAAUUAAUAUUUGUCUUCAUGUGUUAUAGGACUUUUACCAAGACUCGAUCAAUGUUAGUUGUAAAUAACUUUUUCAACCCAAAUAAAAAUAGCUAUUCUGUGUUGUAUGAAGGUAAAAGUCAUUGUUUAAGAGUUUAGUUUUAUUGCUUCACUUCAAAACUUAGAGUUUUAAAUUUCACAAAAUCUGAUUGUGAGAAUUAUUCAAUUGUAAUGCAAUGGCUUGAAACCUACAAUAUUAUUUUAACCUGCAAUGUUUUAUGCAAAAUUGUAUGCUCGAAUCUACAACUUGCUUGUAUUACACCAAAAAUCAUUAUUUUUCUUUCUUCUUGCCAUAAUCAAGCAUCUGAAAAUAGUCCCUGCAUGCUUCUGGGGAAAAAAAAAAAAAAUAGGUUCAAAUCAGCCAUUGUAGGGAAAGGCUUACAGUAUUUCUCGUUUCUAGAAAAGCAUAACAAUUCAUUAAUUGCCUCUCUUAUAAUUCCUAUAAGGCUGACUUGGAUCUCUGACUUAAGUCUAGAAGUGAGGUUUUCACUUUUAUUUAAUAUUAUUGCUAUUAUUAUUUAAAUAAUUAUUUGUAAACCACAGCUUGAUUUGGAGUUAAGUAUUGUCUAUGUCUUCACUGUAGCUGGUAAUUUACUAUGGUGUUAAUUUAAAGAAAUAAAUUCAAUACAGCAUCACGUCUGUUUGGGAACACACAUUUUGCUCUAUGUAUAUUGUAACUAAAUGGUUAGUAAACUUUAAGGCAUGUGGUGACUAAUGUAGCCCUUAGAUAGGAGGUUUGUCAUUUUUAAUGUGUUGAAAAUAGUACAGACAUGGUGGCAGAAAGCAGGGGUAAAGUUGAAUGUCUGUGAGCAUUGUUUGUCUGUUUUCUUAACUCUUUCCAUGAUCUGUGAGCACCUGCUUCUUCUCAAAGAACUCCCUUAGUAAUCAUUUGUGCCUAAUGCAUCCCACACAUGUGGCGUAUGACUGGAACACAAUUGAAAGAUACCUAAUAACUGGCUUCUGUAAAUAACCCAAGUUAACAGCAUGACGUAAGUGUAGGUCUUCAGUAUCUCUGGCAUUGGCAAUACAUUUAAGAACAUACAGAGAUUACACAUUAUAUGGGGCAGGGCCUGCAGAUAGACUUGAGGACAGAAAACAAAAACAAAAGCAAAAACUCUAAAGUGAAUCCUUGCUGCCUGUUAUGCCUUUUGCAGAUAUAAUACCUAUAAUACCCAAAUGGGUUGUUAUGUUUAAUUUCAAACAAAUACCAAUUUGUGUGGAAGUAAUUAACAAUGCUAGUUAAUGUAAUGUAAUCAUCAGUAUGCUGGUGACAUAUGAUGGCAUGUCAGGAAUACUGUUGUAAGAAAGGGAUUGUUCAGUCUACCUAGAACCUAUGGGAAAGCUGCAAGACCAUUUACAUAUCAGUACAAAACUCCUUUAUUUUAUUAAAAUAUGAGAGUUAACUUCAAUUUAUUAAGAGUAUGUAUUGGUCCUUUAAAUUAUUAAAGGUUUACAUUUGAUAGGAUUAAUGGAUUUGGUAGUGAAAUAUUUUUAUAUAUAUAAAUUUUUGGUUUUUUAUUUUGAGCACUAUUGGGAAAAAUAAGCAAAAUUGAAAUGCAUGGUCUUUCAGUGCAACCAUAAAAUUUUUAUUCACUUUGUAAUAGAAUGGACAAAAAAAAUAAGGUUUAUAUGUUAAACUAAUAAAAUGGUACAGGGUAAAUUAUAUACAUAUAUGUAUGAAUGUAUAUAUACUUAGAUUAAGAAAAAAAAUGACUCACAUUCCUGUAAUAUAAAGGUCCAUUGCUAGUUGAAAAGUGACCUCUUUUCUCUGUACAUAGUGAAGCCUGUACGUAUGGAGUUUUAAUCUGUACAGAAAGAAAUGUAUUAUUGAUUGGUCUUUCUCCUGCUGGGAAGAUAAUAGAAUAGCUUAUUCUUACAACAAUUGUAUGAUCAGGGAUGAGUUAGAGUAUUUCUUUUGUCUUUGCUCAAAGCCAUACAUAUAUAAAUAUAUAUAAAGAUUAUUAAUAAAUUCAACAAAAAAUAAACUACAAUCAUGAAUAUUUUAUUUUAUCAAUAUAUGCUAAUCAAAUGUUUUAUUUUAUUAACGAGUACAGCUUUGCCUCUAUUUUUACAUCACAAAAUUUCCAAGAGCUUAUACUUGAUAAUCACAUAAAGUCAAUUAUAUUCUAUAAUUCUGGAAUAAGAGGACUUUAAAUGGAACAUGGAUUUUUCAACCACUUCUCUGUUUCACCCUUUCCGUAUAGUAAAAUAUGAGCUUAUUUUCUUUUUCACUCUGUGCCUUUUUAGAAUGUGGUUGUUCUCCAACUUCAAAACACAGCCAUUUUAUGUAAUUAUUGGAUAUACAGAUGAGAAAUAAUUUUCCUGUAAUAGUAAAUAAUUGUCCUGUAAUAUAUUUAUACAAACCUAUUUUGUUAUAAUAGUUCUAUAACAUACCAAUUUUGUUAUAAUAGUUUUAUAACAUACCUAUUUUGUUAUAAUAGGGCCUUGGGCUCUAUUAUAACAAAACAGGUUUGUAUAAAUAUAUUCGUAUUUAUAGCCUUAAACAAAAUAGGUUUGUAUAGUACGCCCAAAGCCCCAUUAUAACAAAAUAGGUUUGUACAAAUAUAUUCAUAUUUAUAGCCUUGGGCCCUGCAAAGGUAUUUGGAUAGUGAUAGAACCUCUCCAUACAACUGUGUUUUAAAUGAUACCUAAAAUCCUGAGAUACAGUUUAUCAUAAUGAGAAUAAGUAGUGAAGCAUUCCUGAAAACAAGGAUGAUAAAUAGUAGCGAUGGCAAUAUAUUCUAUUCACCAAAAAAAAUAGCUUGUCUCCAAGUCUGGUUGACCUCUUCAUAAGUGAAUGAUUCCCUGAUGAAUGCUGUUCCACUUUAAAGAGAUGGUUAUUUUGCGAUUUAUAAACUUAAAUGCAUAUACUAUUUUCAGGACACUACAAAGUACAUAGGCAAGUUAUUACCAUCAUUCCUACAGGACAUGGAAUGAUUUAAACAAUAUGGCAUGUUUACAAUUUUUGGAGAUUUAUUUCAAAUCCUGAAUUAUGUGUACUUCAAAUUAUGAGCAAUCUCUAUUAUCUUUCAAGACUAUUUAAAAAAUCUCCAUACCUCCUCUUUCAGCUUAGGUUUUUAUAUUUGUUGAUUUUACUAUGUCACUUUGCUUCUAUGACCCUCAUUUGCACCGUUUAUAAUGUUAAGCUGUUUGAAUGAGAUAUCUCUCCAUUAUAUCUUUAUCUUUUUAGAACAUGUGCCAUAAAACCCAUGUGGUUAUUUUGUUCAUAUGUACUACAACUAGUAAACUUUUAUUAUAUGUUCACCUACUUUAAAAAUUACUUAUACUGUACCAUGGGAAAGAAACAUGGUCCUUAUAGAAUUGAAUGCUGAGCUAUUUUGAGUCCUGAAAAGAAUGGCCAAAAAUUUAAGGAACUGUGAUUGCUGCAUGCACCAAAUUGUAGCACAUUUCUAUAACUGUAUUCAAUAUGGUUAUUUUCAAGGGAAACUAGGAUAGAAAUUUUCUUUGAAAGAUUUGCUGUUGUACUUAGGUAAGUAUAUCUGCUUUUACCACUCAAAAACAAUUACUUUCUUAAACAAUUUCAAUUUUUUCCUUUUUAACAACCCUGCACUUGCACAACGCUGCCUCUCUUGCCUCACCCUAAUCCUGACCCUGCUUUCAAUUCAGGCUUUGACAGGGACCAAUGGAGAUUUUAAGGUUUUUUAAUGAGAGAAGCCUUGCUGGCAUUCCCCCCGUCCCACCUUGAAAAUUGCUUAAAGAUGAUCUUAAAAGAACCUACAGAUAAUGCUCUGAAUUUGUUUCCAAGGUCCUUGAUGUGGAGAGAAUGAGUUAUAUUAAAUGCUGGAGAAAGAAUUAUCAUUUAGUGAAAAAUUAAACAUGCUUUUCUAAAAUGUGGAUGUUUAACAGAGCACAGCUGAUUGGGAACACGGGCAGUUCAGUGCAGCUAGAGUGUCUCACAGGGUGAAGAGGAACCCAGAUCAAGUGGGGAAUAGGGAUUUCAAAAACCUUCUAAAAGGCUUUUAACAUCAGGGCAAAAGUUUUACAGUGUUAUACUUUAUAUUCUUAAUUUAAACUUAUCAGCGGGAAGGAUUCACAUUGAAAUGUCUGUUUUGCUCAUAAAAUAAUUUAUUUUAUUAAUUAAAAUAAUAAGAGCAAAAACUGGCGGCUAUUUGCAAUCUCACCCUGCCUUGUGAGGAUGCUGGGUCUUAAGGAAGGUCCUAGGAUUACUAAAUAGAGUAAUGGGAAUAGGAAACUGAAAGUUUACUUGCUUUGCAUAAGAUAAGGAAUAUAUUGCAGCAGGGAAUGGGUACAAGAAGAUAAGAGCUAGAAGAACCUGUGAGAAGGGAAAGAAGUAACAAACUAAUUUUGGCUAAAAUAAAGCAAUUUCUCAGGUCAGGCGUGGUGGCUCAUGCCUGUAAUCCCAACACUUUGGGAGGCCAAAGUGGGAGGAAUGCUUGAGGCCAGUAAUUGGAGACCAACCAGAGCAGUAGGUCAAGACCUGGUCUCUACAAAAAAAAAAAAAAAAAAAAAAAAAAAUUUAAUUGACCAGUAUAUACCUAUCUACCUGCAGUGUUUAGAAAGCCUGACUACAGGUGUUGUACUCCUGUAGUCCUAGUUACUCAGAAAGUUAAGGCAGGAGGAGCACUUGAACUCAGGAGGUCAAGAUUGCAGUGAGCCUUGUUUAUGCUGCUGCACUCCAGCUAGGGGGACAGAGCAAGACCCUUUCUCAAAAAAAAAAAAAAACAAACAAAAAAGUGAAGCAAGUUCUUUAAUUUCUAUUGGCGAUAUCACA
This is a messenger RNA of Chlorocebus sabaeus (green monkey), 8549 nucleotides long. RefSeq names its product hyperpolarization activated cyclic nucleotide gated potassium channel 1 (gene HCN1). Gene Ontology annotation, molecular function: voltage-gated potassium channel activity. NCBI's taxonomy places the organism in Eukaryota, Metazoa, Chordata, Mammalia, Primates, Cercopithecidae. Gene Ontology annotation, cellular component: axon; dendrite; HCN channel complex. Gene Ontology annotation, biological process: potassium ion transmembrane transport; regulation of membrane depolarization; sodium ion transmembrane transport. The record is from RefSeq and is a predicted model, not a curated record.